Messenger RNA from Geodia barretti, 1950 nucleotides. Lineage: Eukaryota; Metazoa; Porifera; Demospongiae; Tetractinellida; Geodiidae. The record is from the annotation of a GenBank genome assembly.
UGUGCAAGGAAGCAAGAGCAAUUACUAAAUUAUCAGUACUCCAUUGAUUUAAGUGGGUAAUCACGAAAACCCCUUCAAACCGAUGUUCCUAUUGGCUCCGACGAUUGCGGCGUCUCCACCCGCAUGCAAGGAGAUAGUCUAGCUACAUUUUGGGCGAUCGUUAAUACUAACUAUCGUAAUUAUGAGGGUCGCCCAGUCUUUUCAUUGAGCUACACCAAGCGGGAAAAAAGUGAGCGAAGAAUGAACAAGUGAACUGGGAGAUACGUUAAAAAUCUGCAAAAAAUCGUUUUGAUGAAGGCCAAACAACCUGAGUUCACUGCGGUGCAAAAGUGCACUCGUAUCUCACCAAGUUUAGUGAAGAAGAAGAGAACCAUUUACUCAGCUGAUGAGGAUCUACAGCUGCAUCAUGCAUGAAUCACAUCAUGAAGAUAAGCCAAUGAUGUUAUUGGACGAAAACAUCCCAAAAAGAGAAGAAAGUCAGAGGACGUUAUCCCAGUGGAGCUCCGUUCCUUACGGUUCACCUUGCUCAUGUGCUCCAGAUAAUAAUAUAAGACACUCCAGAUGGUGACGAUAUAGAUGAUCCAGCUCCUAAGGAGAUGGAACAUCUACAGAUAGUGUUCACUACAGGAGUGAGAGAAGAUGGCAGCGAAGUAGUGGAACUACCGACAAGUUGCAGUGCCCCGCCAGUUGCAGCAGGAGGAGCUGCAGGAGCAAGUGUUGGCCCUGCCAGGACUUCGGAAGGCAAACUGACAGAGAGUUUAUAUUUUGUGCCUAAGACUCUCAGUGGAGCUGUUCCGGAGAUUCCAACAGCUACUUCAAUCAAUACCGAUGAACCUGAGCCACAAGGCAACCACGAUGUGUUGCCGCAAACUGCAGGUUCACCUUCCCCUUCAGCUACAUCUACGUCAAGCACACACACACCCAACUGUUGGUCGAGAAUUAGCAACAGGAAAUUGAAAGUUGUAACUAUUGUAUUUGCUACUCUGCUACUGAGUGCUUUUGGUAUAGCAUUGUGCGCCAACUAUGUCUGGAUUCCGCUUCACAAUCUUACGCAAUCUCAUGAUGUCCUGCAUCGCGAGGGAAAUGUACCAAUUCUUUUACAGUUGAGCUCAUUGUUAGUCAAGAAAUUCCGUGUUGUCCAGGAAGUUGAUUUAAAAGAUUCAUUGCACACAGUAUCUGUGUACCUACCUAAUUACGGUUGCAAUGAACUACGAACUACUACAACAACACAACAUUACAAUGCAAGCGCUCCGCCUCCUGACAUUCCUAUCUACAUGCUGGAACAUUCUCAUAUUUCGCUACACACCUGUGCCACUACCAAAGAAGAUGAAAAUAAUCCCGUCUUUUUCUAUAUCACAAAAACAGUCGAGAAAAGCAUUAACUUUGAUGGCAACCAAAAAAAAGGAAGACAUGCAAUAUCUGUUGGAAUUGACGACUCUUUUAAAUAUACCACCAUAUCCUCUCUGAUAACCUCGAAGCGAUUACUACUCAAUCCGUUUUAGUGAGAUUCCAUCUAAUGUCACCCUCAUGUAUAAUCUUACUGUGACAAUUAUAAAAGUGGACCUUGAUGCUGUGAACGCAACACGAGUGGGGACCAUUACCCCUGACAGUGAUGAUAGAACCCUAGAGAGGUCAAUCGACUUUGGCACUGGAGAAUACUGUUUGUUGGCCGACAUCAAGGACAGUGCUAAACAGAAAACCACUCACAACUACACCACUCUAGAGACGCACACAGAGCCCCGUGUCGGUGCCGCAGUUGGAGUCACAGUUGGUUUGUUGCUGGUGUUCAUUCUUGUGGUGCUACUGCCUGGAGUGCUUGUAGUGUUUUAUGGUAAAGAGUUACUUUGUUUCUGUUAUACCAAGUAUAAAGGUUAUACCUCAUUUUAAUAACCAAAUUUGUUUUCACAUUACUAAAUUAGGAUGAUUUCUUGUAAUGAAAUGAUAUUUUUU